UUAACUUCCUCAGUCUGUUCUCUUGCUCCGUGGGAUGAGGAAACAGAACAAGGGUGAGUUGGGAGACAACUGGAAGCUCAUUCUUGAACAGACCAGCAGUGCUGUGGAGCAGCACCUCUAUCUUGGGAUCCAGACAUUCUUCUACUUCCUUUCUUUGGAUCCACUUCAUUCCCCCACGGCCGCUCCUUCCUCUCCCCUGCCUAUUUCCACCACUCCAGGGCUGGGGAUUCUGACGGUGACCUUUACGGACACCUUCCACAGUGGAGCGGUUCCUUGUCUGGACGAUGUGGUGAUACCCCUGUCCUGGUGUGAGGACUCAGCAGCUCUGCAGAGGGAGAGCCCCACAGAAAUGGUCCUGGCACUCCCGCACCUAGACCCUGGGGUAGCCCACACAAUGCAGCCCUCCCAGGAUGAUGAGUUCCAGAAGCAGUACCUGGACUUGCUGCAGAUGAAGAAUGAACUAGAAGAAACCUGUAAGAAGAAGGAUGAGCUUCUCCGUGAUGCACAAAGAGCCUUAGCAGAGGAGCAGGACAAAAGAGAGACAGUGGAGAGAGAAAAGCAGCUUCUUGAGAAAAACUGUGAAGAUCUGCAGCAAAAGUUAAUGCUUUUAGAAAUAACUCUCAAGGAAACCAGGAUCCAAUUGAAAAAGGAGAGGAAAGAGAGAGAAGACCUUCAGAGAGAGCAGGAUGAGAGGAUUCGGAGGCUUGAGGCCCAAAUGAACAUUAUCACUGCAAAUAAGCAAAAUGCUAAAAAUUACUGCAUUUCAAAGACAACGGCAAAUGAUAGCGAAGAAUACAGUUCAGAGACUUCAUGGUGGUCUAAAAUUUGCAAGCUGAUACAAGAGUUGUAUUUCCUAAUUACCAAGUUUUUCUGUUGUGGAUAAUUUCAGGCUGGUUUUUCCUUGAAGUCUUGGAUUUCCUGAAUCCCUGAAACUGGGUUGUGUGGCCCUCCUUUGUACUCGCAUUGCACCUGCAGCAUGAUUUUGAAAAUUUACAUUACCCAUUUACUCUGUCUCACUGGUGAUGCCUUGCUACCAAGGACUAGUUUAUCUUUGUCACUGUAAUCUUAGCUCCUACUUCUAUGUCCAGCACUCGAUCAGGAGGUGGAAAAUGUUGGCUGAAUAAAGUUUCCCACUUUCUAUA
Messenger RNA from Zalophus californianus (California sea lion), 1142 nucleotides. RefSeq names its product guanylate-binding protein 6-like. NCBI's taxonomy places the organism in Eukaryota, Metazoa, Chordata, Mammalia, Carnivora, Otariidae. The coding region runs from base 35 to 883 and encodes 282 amino acids. The record is from RefSeq and is a predicted model, not a curated record. The transcript is spliced from 7 exons. Gene Ontology annotation, molecular function: GTP binding; GTPase activity.